CUCUUCUUUUCCCUUUUUUCGCCUCUCCAGAAAUUGAGGUAACCACAAGGAAGAUCCUCUCUUUUCACCAAUCUUAACCAACACCUUUUUUCUUUCACCAUCUUCAUCAUCAUCAUCAUCGUAAUCGACGUAGACGGAUCAGAAUCGACAUAGACAGGUUUUGUUGAAGUUUAUUUAUGAUGGAAAAUGGGGAGGAAAUAUUUAGCAAGGCCCGAAUGGACGAGUGGAAUGGUGUAGUAGAUGAAACUAUUGAAGUGCGGCCGGAGGAUAAGGUAGCUGUGGUGUCACAUGUAUCAAAGGAAUCGGAAGGGGAUGAAGUAUUUGAGGAGGCAAUAGAGCCAGAAUCUCCUGGUUUUGGUGUUGAGGAUGGAGUUAGUGAGGGAAGAAAUGAUGGCAACUCUGGGGAUAUUAAUAGUUCUAUUGAGGACAUUAGGAACUCUGAGUCAAGGGACGAUGUUGAGAACUUUGAGGAAGCGGUUGAAGUUUUGCAUGAGAUACAGCAUACUGAUGAUGAGUCUAAUCAGAAGGCGGAUGUUAUCUUGAAAGAGGAGCCUUCAGUUGAGAAGCAAAGUUCUCAUGAAAUCGCUGCACCGGAUGAAACAGAAGUGGUUGAGAAGAAUAUCAUAGUAGGGAAGGGUAAAGAUGACAUGUCUGAGGUUGCAGAUCUGGGUGCUGCUAUAGAAACUGAAACUUCAGUAAAUUGGGAUGAAAGGAAAGAUAAUUCUGGUGAACCAACUGAAUUUGAGAAUGGAGUUUUCGAUCAUGUGAACUUGGGAGGAACUCAAAGUCAUGAUGAUGCAAAGGAAACAAAUUCUGAUCAACAGGAUCAAGAGGUUCAUGGAAAAUUGGAUGCUCAGGAUGCCAAUGAGGCGGAAGCGGGUAAUAAUGUUCUGCAGAACCAGGUUCAUUCAUACAAAGAUGCUUUGCUGCAUGACGAAAAGAAGGUUGAUGUGAUUGAAACAUCUGCUGUUCAGCCUGCUGGGAAUCAAGACACUGCUGACGUCCACAACAAUGUCUCAGUUAGUUCUGGCUCUGUGCUGAAAGAUGAAGGAGAUACCGAAUGGGAAGGAGUGCUUAAAUCUUUGGAUUCUGAUGUUAAGGAUGAAGAGCAGAAAGAUAUUUCCCCUAAUGAUGCUUCCACAAAUGGUCACCUCAGUGAAAGCUUGAACCCAAGUGAUGAACUCAAAGAAGAAGCAGGGCCUAGUCCAGAACGGAUUAAUGGUUAUAAUAUGAAUGAAGAGCAGAUAGAUGUAGAAAGAACAAUGCCUAGUCCAGAACUAGUUAACGGUAGUAAUAAGGAUGAGGAGCAGCAGAUAGAUGGAGUAAAAGCAGUGCAUAGUCCAGAACCCGUUAACGGAAGUAAUAAGGAUGAAGAGCAGAAGCUAGAUGGAGUAAAAGCCAUUAGUCCAGAACCAGUUAACGGUAGUAAAAAAGAUGAAGGGCAGCAGUUAGAUGGAGAAAAGGCUGUGUGUAUUCCAGAACCAAUUAACAGUAGUAAUAAGGAUGAACAGCAGAUAGAUGGUUCAGACAACGACUCUGUUUCUAUUCUACAAGGAGGACACUUCCCCGUAAAGGCAGAAGUGACAGAAAAAGAAUCAACUGGUCCAGAACUAAUGGGUGAUGCUACUGAUGAUCAAGGACUGAAAUUAAAUGAGUCUCCUACUAUGGAACCAGGAAAUUUGAAUGACAGGACCAAUGAGCAGAAAGAUGUUUCCGUUUCUAACUCUUCAGCUUCUGUGAACCAUACCGGAAUUUCAGUAAGGGGUAGAGUGACUGCAGAUGAUGAAAUGUCUAAAUCAUCAGAAGCAUUGCCGUCUGACAAUCAUGAGAAGGUCUCGAAGGUUUCUCAAGAUGCAGGGGUUGGAGUUGAGAAAGUUGUAGAGAAGGAAUCAGUGUCAGUUGUUGUAAAGGACCUGAAACAAAGUGUUCCUAGGGUUAGGGAACCUGAAGCCAGAUCUGCAACGGAGCACUCAUCAUCUUCCAAUGCAUCUGCAACUCGGAUACCGGCACCUGCCGGCCUUGGUCGUGCUGCCCCACUAUUGGAACCUGCUCCCCGAGUGGUUCAGCAGCCUCGUGUAAAUGGAACAGCAUCUCCUGCACAAAACCAGCUUGUUGAAGAAUCUACAAAUGGAGAGGCUGAUGAAUAUGAUGAGACACGUGAGAAGCUCCAGAUGAUAAGAGUCAAGUUUUUGCGUCUAGCUCAUAGGAAUGGACAGACUCCACAUAAUGUGGUUGUUGCCCAAGUCUUGUAUAGAUUGGGAUUGGCUGAACAGCUGCGGGGGAGAAGUGGAGGUCGUGUUGGUGCUUUUAGUUUUGAUCGUGCAAGUGCUAUGGCUGAGCAACUUGAGGCAGCUGGACAAGAACCCCUGGACUUCUCUUGCACAAUAAUGGUUCUUGGAAAAACUGGUGUUGGUAAAAGUGCAACCAUAAAUUCGAUAUUUGAUGAAGUUAAGUUUGACACUGAUGCGUUCCAGAUAGGGACAAAAAAGGUUCAGGAUGUUGUGGGCACUGUGCAGGGAAUCAAGGUUCGGGUGAUUGACACUCCUGGGCUUCUUCCUUCCUGGUCAGACCAGCGCCAGAAUGAGAAGAUCCUUCAUUCUGUCAAACGGUUUAUUAAGAAGACACCCCCAGAUAUUGUUCUGUAUCUUGACAGGUUGGAUAUGCAGAGCAGAGAUAAUGGUGAUAUGCCAUUGUUGAGGACAAUUACUGAAAUUUUUGGACCAUCAAUAUGGUUUAAUGCCAUAGUUGUUCUGACACAUGCUGCGUCUGCUCCACCUGAAGGCCCCAAUGGUACUGUAACAAGCUAUGACAUGUUUGUAACUCAGCGCUCUCAUGUUGUCCAGCAAGCAAUACGUCAGGCUGCUGGAGAUAUGCGCCUUAUGAAUCCUGUUUCGCUAGUUGAGAAUCACUCAGCAUGCAGGACUAACAGGGCUGGACAGAGGGUGCUGCCUAAUGGACAGGUUUGGAGGCCUCACUUGUUACUUCUGUCAUUUGCAUCAAAAAUUUUGGCUGAAGCAAAUACAUUGCUUAAAUUACAAGAUAGUAGCGCACCAGGACAGCCUUAUGCCACUAGAACAAGAUCCCCUCCUUUACCUUUCCUAUUGUCAUCCCUUCUACAGUCAAGGCCACAGGUUAAACUACCAGCAGAGCAAUUUGAUGAUGAUGAUGAGGCUUUAGAUGAUGAUCUGGAUGAGUCUUCAGAGUCGGAAGAUGAAUCAGAAUAUGAUCAACUGCCACCUUUCAAGCGCUUGACCAAAGUACAGCUGGCAAAGUUGUCCAAAGAGCAGAAGAAGGCCUACAAUGAUGAGUUAGAAUACAGGGAAAAGCUCUAUAUGAAAAAGCAGUUGAAGGAAGAGAGGAAGAGGCGGAAGAUGAUGAAGAAAAUGCAAGCUGCGGCUGAAAGUUUACCACCAACUGAUCCCAGCGAAAAUGUAGAUGAAGAAACUGGUGGUGCAUCAUCAGUGCCAGUACCCAUGCCAGACUUGGCGUUACCUGCUUCAUUUGAUUCUGAUAAUCCAACUCAUAGAUAUCGAUAUCUGGAUUCUUCAAAUCAGUGGCUUGUGAGGCCUGUCCUAGAACCCAACGGUUGGGACCAUGAUGUUGGUUAUGAGGGCAUCAACGUAGAAAGAUUGUUUGUUGUCAAAGACAAGAUUCCUAUAUCUUUGUCCAGUCAGGUUUCAAAGGACAAAAAGGACAUCAAUCUUCAAAUGGAAAUUGCAAGUUCAGUAAAGCAUGGGCAUGGAAAAGCAACUUCUUUAGGUUUUGAUAUGCAGUCAGUUGGUAAAGACCUAGCUUAUACUCUUCGCAGUGAGACCAGAUUCUGCAAUUAUAGGAAGAAUAAGGCGACAGCUGGUCUUUCAGUAACUCUCUUAGGUGACAUCAUGACAGGUGGUGUGAAAAUUGAGGACAGGUUGACUUUUAAUAGACGGGGAUCAUUGGUUGUGUCUGGGGGAGCCAUGUUUGGCCGUGGUGAUGCUGCUUAUGGUGGUAGUUUGGAAGCGACGUUGCGAGACAAAGAUCAUCCUCUUGGUCGUUUCCUCUCAACCUUGGGGCUCUCGGUUAUGGACUGGCAUGGAGAUCUUGCUAUCGGAUGCAAUUCACAAACGCAGAUACCUAUUGGACGAUACACAAACUUGAUUGGCCGUGUCAACAUUAACAAUAAAGGGUCUGGACAAGUCAGUAUCCGUUUGAACAGCUCAGAACAGCUUCAGAUUGCUUUGAUAAGCUUAAUUCCACUUGUCAGAAAGCUGAUUAGCUACUCUCAACCAGCACAAUAUGGAUGAUGAUGAAACUAAGGCCAGACAGCGCACCAUACAACCAUUUGGUGACUUACAAAUCACUUCUAUAGUGGCCAUUAGCUGAUCGGCAUCACUGAACGUUUCCUGUUCUAGCAUAGGAGGAAGCAGUGGUUCAGAUUAAAUUGCUGUGUAUUUCAGCUUUAGCUGUAUAUUUGAUUCCAAGUUGUUUGCAAGGUGGCAUGUUAUUUCCAUGUUGACAACUUCCAUUGUUGAUAUAAACUAACAAUGUGCAGAUGCAAUUUAUUUUCUUGUGAAGAAAGGAAGGACUUGCAUUGUCUGGCUUCGCUAGGAAAAGUGGUUUUCCAGAUCAUCCAAAGGCAUGCCAUUGUAGCCUAAGAAGAGUUUAGCUUACGCUCGUCUUCAAUUUCCAAUUUUGUUUAUUAUCAUAAUGCUGAGAUUGGCUUUGCUUGUAAACUCUUUCGGGUUAAUCCUCCUAGACUGAAACUUCAAGUCUUGUUUAGUUAGGUUUUUAAAUGUUGAUGAUGAAAAAUGGGUUAACAUUAUAGCAAGUAGAAUUGGCUAUUGCAAGUGCGGUUCUGUGGUUUU
Molecule: messenger RNA, 4844 nt
Organism: Solanum stenotomum
Lineage: Eukaryota; Viridiplantae; Streptophyta; Magnoliopsida; Solanales; Solanaceae
Product: translocase of chloroplast 120, chloroplastic-like
Exons: 3
Coding region: 177-4283 (1368 amino acids)
Biological process (GO): protein targeting to chloroplast
Cellular component (GO): chloroplast outer membrane
Molecular function (GO): GTP binding; GTPase activity
Source: RefSeq, a predicted model, not a curated record